Messenger RNA from Impatiens glandulifera, 927 nucleotides. RefSeq names its product secretory carrier-associated membrane protein 1-like. Gene Ontology annotation, biological process: protein transport. The transcript is spliced from 13 exons. The record is from RefSeq and is a predicted model, not a curated record. Gene Ontology annotation, cellular component: trans-Golgi network membrane; recycling endosome membrane. Lineage: Eukaryota; Viridiplantae; Streptophyta; Magnoliopsida; Ericales; Balsaminaceae. Bases 1 to 927 code for a protein of 308 amino acids.
AUGGCCGGUCGUUACGAUUCCAAUCCUUUUGAUGAAGAAGAAGUCAAUCCAUUUGCUGUUGACCAAUCUGGUGGUGGGAAAACGUCACGUCAACCAAGCUAUGGAAAUGGUGCAUUUUAUAUGGUGAAUCCUACUAGUGCUCCUUCUGCAUCCUCAAAGCUUUCACCUCUUCCACCUGAACCUGCUGAUUAUGAUCGUGGUGCCACGGUUGAUAUCCCGCUUGACACUGCAAAUGAUUUGCGGAAGAAAGAGAAGGAACUCCAAGCUAAGGAGGCUGAGCUGAAAAAAAGAGAACAGGAACUAAAAAGGAGGGAAGAUGCAGCUGCACGAGCUGGAAUUCUUUUAGAAGAGAAAAAUUGGCCACCUUUUUUCCCAAUAAUUCACCAAGAUAUUGCCAAUGAAAUUCCCGUUCAUUUGCAGAGAUUACAAUACGUUGCAUUCACAACAUUGUUGGGCUUGGUUGGUUGCCUACUGUGGAAUUUCAUUGCAGUUACAUUAGCCUGGAUUAAGGGGGAAGGUCCAACUAUUUGGUUUCUCGCUGUUAUCUACUUUAUAUCAGGAGUUCCAGGGGCAUAUGUCCUGUGGUAUCGUCCUCUUUACCGUGCAAUGAGGACAGAUAGUGCUCUAAAGUUUGGAUGGUUUUUCAUUGUCUACUCGAUACACAUCUCAUUUUGUGUCUUUGCCUCAGUUGCUCCUCCAAUCAUAUUCAAGGGGAAAUCUCUAACAGGAAUCCUGCCUGCAAUAGAUGUUCUUGGUGAUAGUGGUAUUGUUGGGAUAUUCUACUUCAUUGGAUUCGGAUUAUUUGCAGUGGAAUCUCUCAUUAGCAUCUGGUUGUUUCAGCAAGUUUACAUGUAUUUCAGAGGCAGCGGGAAAGAAGCAGAGAUGAAGCGAGAAGCUGCAAGAAGAACCAUGAUGUCGGCACUCUGA